Ilex paraguariensis (yerba mate) is the source of this 334-nucleotide messenger RNA. The record is from the annotation of a GenBank genome assembly. Lineage: Eukaryota; Viridiplantae; Streptophyta; Magnoliopsida; Aquifoliales; Aquifoliaceae.
AUGGCUGUGUUAAGGAUAUUUUCUGUGUACGUUCAUCUCAUUACAGUGCUUACAUUUACUAUAGCUGCUGUAGCAUUAGCUAGGCUGCAGCCGAGUCAACUCAGUCAAGAGGUGCCAUCUGAACAAGAAGCAGACCGAGUCGUUGGACUUCCAGGGCAGCCUCCCGUGGAUUUCCAGCAAUAUGCAGGAUAUGUUACAGUCAAUCAGAGCCAUGGAAGAGCACUGUUCUAUUGGUUUUUCGAAGCGACACAAAAUCCUCAAAAGAAGCCUGUACUUUUGUGGCUUAAUGGAGGUAAGUCAGCUCACCCACCAAAGAGAUCUAUUGCAUCUUCAU